UUUCCUGUUAUGAAAAAAGCGCUGUUAAUUUUUUUUUAAUUGCAGCCGCCACUUUCCGAUUUUCCUCUUUUUUUUUUCCCUUUUACCAGUUCACUUUUUCUCCUGAACAUUGGGCACGUUGAACUCCAUCAUGGUGCCUCACGAUGCAAGACAUGGCAUGGAAAUAGAUGACGAUGACGACGAUUUUUAUACAACGGCGGAAUUGGAUAACGCAUUCUCAUUCCAUCGCAGGCGACAUUCGAAAUCGGAAGAGACUUUGUCGGAAUCCUUGCAUGACGACGACAGUGGAGGAAAACCCCACUUAAUGCCGGAUAUGCAGGAUUAUCAUCACGCUGUCAAUGUCGGUGACGAUUUAGAGAUCAAACCGGAAAUCGAUACCGGGGAUGUCUCGGAUGCCUGUUUCUCGUUUAAAAAGCUGUGGAAAUACGCCGGACCUGGUUUAUUAAUGUCUAUAGCCUAUCUGGAUCCUGGUAAUUUGGAAUCCGAUCUUCAGUCAGGUGCGAUAGCUGGAUAUCGACUGCUAUGGUUGCUAUUUUGGGCUCACGUCAUUGGGCUUAUAUUUCAGCUUUUAUCGGCACGAUUGGGAACGAUCACCGGACGACAUUUAGCUCAGCUUAUUCGAGAAAGUUACUCCAAACCAAUGACUAUCACCUUAUGGACGUUUGCCCAAGUUGCUAUCAUUGGCGCCGAUAUUAUGGAAAUUGUGGGGACGGCCGUAGCGUUGCACAUUCUCCUCAACUUGCCAUUGUGGGCUGGUGUUUUAUUGACAUCUCUCGAUACGUUCACGUUUAUGAUGAUUCAACGUUACGGAAUGCGGAAACUUGAGGCGUUUUUUAUGGUACUGGUGUUGGUGAUGACAGUAUGCUUUUGGGUGGAAAUGUUUGUUUCCAAGCCAGAUGCAGGUCAAAUACUACGUGGUAUCCUCAUUCCCAUCGUCCCUCGCAAUACGGCGAUUCAAGCCGUAGGCAUGUUGGGUGCUAUUGUCAUGCCGCACAAUAUGUUCCUGCACAGUGCACUUGUAAAAUCACGAGAUCUUGGCGCCAAUCCCACUGUUCGCAAGCUUAAAGAAGCCAAUUAUUAUUUUGGCAUUGAAUCCGCCCUGGCACUCUUUCUUUCCUUCCUGGUCAAUCUUGCCAUUGUCGUAGUAUUUGCAGAAGUGUUUUAUGAUCCUACUUCUGCCGGUGAAAAGAACAUUCCUGGAUUGGCCGAUGCCGAUGUCGUCUUGAGUCGAACGCUUGGCUCAGCAGCCAAAUACUUGUGGGCAGCUGGACUGCUAGCUGCUGGCCAAAGUUCAACGAUGACCGGCACUCUUGCAGGACAGUAUGUGACGGAGGGAUUCUUUGGAAAUAUUUUCAAAAAGGAAUGGCAUCGCGUAGCUGCUACUCGUAGUAUUUCGCUCAUUCCGAGUGUGUGUGUUGCUAUCUUUGCUGUUGAUCACUUUGAUACGAUGGGUGAAUUAUUGAAUGUACUGCAAAGUGUAUGCUUGCCUACAGUUUUGAUUCCUAUCUUGAAACUGUCUAUUUCGCCUGCCGUCGUACCAAAAGAGUUCCGUUUAUCAACCGUGAAACAGAUCGUCUGCUGGUUGCUCACAGCAGUGGUGGUGUCUUUGGAUGUGUUUUUAUUUGUCAGCCAUGCUACGACAACGCAUUCAUUUAUCCUGAUUCUUUUGUUCGGCACGAUGUACUUGGUUUUCCUUAUAUGGUUAAUUUGGCUUCCUUUGGAUUACAAGGCGCCUUCCCAGCAGCAAGACGUGGAUGACUGGGUUCCGGAAGCUAUGCAAGGUGACGAUGCAGGUCGUGAUUCCAUUAGCACAGAAAUAUACCCUUUAUUACGAGCCGCAGAAUGAGGUCCCGGUCGACUUGCUCCUUCUGCUUCCCUUUUCGAUUCAUUUAGAGUAUCCUUAUUCCCGCGAGCAUCAAGCUCUUAAACUUCACCCUCCCAAUUUUACCGCGUUUUCCCUUUCCCCCAUGACACAAUGGAAAAAAAGUCACAUAUUUGAAUUCCCUUCCUAUUUUGUUGUACAAAGCAUUAUUCUCACCCUUUUGUUUCCUUUUUCUUUGUCAAUUAAAUAUUCAUGAGUGUUCGAGUAAACACUGCCCAGUAAAACAUGCACCUCGUCAUUCACCU
Messenger RNA from Radiomyces spectabilis, 2127 nucleotides. RefSeq names its product natural resistance-associated macrophage protein-domain-containing protein. Gene Ontology annotation, cellular component: membrane. The coding region runs from base 131 to 1846 and encodes 571 amino acids. Gene Ontology annotation, molecular function: manganese ion transmembrane transporter activity; cadmium ion transmembrane transporter activity. The transcript has 9 exons. Lineage: Eukaryota; Fungi; Mucoromycota; Mucoromycetes; Mucorales; Radiomycetaceae. The record is from RefSeq and is a predicted model, not a curated record. Gene Ontology annotation, biological process: metal ion transport.